This is a messenger RNA of Musca vetustissima, 3093 nucleotides long. RefSeq names its product fl(2)d-associated complex component (gene Flacc). Gene Ontology annotation, cellular component: RNA N6-methyladenosine methyltransferase complex. Lineage: Eukaryota; Metazoa; Arthropoda; Insecta; Diptera; Muscidae. The record is from RefSeq and is a predicted model, not a curated record. Bases 1 to 3093 code for a protein of 1030 amino acids. The transcript is spliced from 3 exons.
AUGGACAAGAAAUCGAAAGAAGCAUUGCGACGAUAUAAAAAGGCCCGCAAGGCUGCCGAAUCGAGCAGUGAAAGCAGCAGUAGUAGCAGUGACAGUGAAUCGGGCUCAUCCAGUUCCUACAGUUCGGAAGAUGAACGUCGACAUCGCCAUAAGAAAUCGCGUCAGCCAGGCAUGCGACGUUCCAGCAGCUCCAGUGGUGAUGAACGGCACAAGCGGGAGAAGGAACGACGUUGCCAAAAGAAAUUGGAAGCCAAACGUAAUCAUCUGAAACGUAAACUCAAAGAGGCGAAGUUGAAGAAGAAAGCCGCUGCGGCAGCUGCAGCCCUCAGUGGUCAUUCCCAUAGGGCAUUGUCGCCAGCCACGCAGGCGAAAUUGAAGAAAUUGGCCGAACGUAAGCAUUUGCGUGCUGCCAGUAAGGAGCGACGUGAACGAGAAAAGGAGAAACACCGAGCUUUGCGGGAACGCGAAAGGGAGCAUCAUCAUCGUAGCAGUCGUUCGCCAACGAAGAUUACAAAGAUACGCAUACAUCAGGAUGUGAAUAGGCAGAAGACACCACCACGGGUACAUCAUCAACUGAUGUCAAGGGAGAAGAUAAUCAUUCAGACCCGUACCCGGGAUCGCACCCCGUCGGCUGAGCGGGAGCGAUUGCGGCAUGAGAAAAUGCGUCAUGAAGAUAUGGCCCGGGAACGGGAGAGGCGAGAACGUGAAGCAGCACGUGAUAAGGAAAGGGCGGAGGCUUUGGCCAGAUGCCAGGAGAGACAAAGGGAGCGAGAACGUUUGGCUCGUGAAAAACUGCGUCGUGAGGAAGAAGAAAAAUAUGGUAAGCCCAUGAGUGAGCGUUUAUUGGCCCGGGGUCCUGAACGGGAAAUGGGUGGACGUGGUUUUGAGCCACGUGAUCGUUCCUUGGAAAGAACCAAACGUGACAUUGAUCCCUAUGAUCACGGCUAUGGACGCAAACAUCGUCCCGAUGACUAUGAUGAAGAAAGUGAACGCCGUGCCAUUCUGGAACGUGAGGAACUCUUACGCGAACGCGAAUAUCUUGCACGACGCCGUGAAAUGAGCCCCUCAGAAUAUCCCGGCUCCAGUGGUAGUCGCAUGCGUGCCGAUCCCCGAGACAUUUAUCCCGAAGAUGAUCGAGAACGUGCCUACAAGAGACCCUUCAUUGAGGAAGGACGUGGUGGUGGCGGCGGUCGUGAACCAUGGCUUUCCGAAAGAGAAAUACGUGCACGUGAAAUGCAUGAUCCACGUGACUAUCGUGAAAUGGAACCUGAACAUUUAUAUCCCGAAGAACGUGAUCGUCUACCUCCACCAAGGGAACGAGAACGGGGCUAUGUCGGACGCCCAGGAUCCGAUUGGAAACGCAAAGAAUGGAUUGGAAGUCCACGUGAAUGGCCCAACGAUGAACCAGGACCAUCUUCUCAUGCUUCCGGUCGUGGUUUUGGUGGACCAAAAAGAGGUACCGGCUCUGUUUUACCGCCCGGCAAGAUACCAUCACCAUCUGCACGCGAACCAAGACCACAGUCGGAAACCGACUGGGAUGCUGAAGAGGGCCAAAUUGAAGUUUCCAAAAAGCCAGAGUCCAGCCGCGAUGCCUGGUUGGAACAUGACAAACGUGACUUACCUGAAUCACGUGAAAAAUUAGCACCUGGUGGUAGACCAUGGGAUUGGCGUGAGCGAGAUGAGCCAUCUGGACCACCUAGCUACUCACGGGGUCCUCCUGGUCCCAUGAUACAUCAUCCACGUAGUGAACGUGGUGGUAGAGGUGGCUAUCGCCGUGGUGGACACAUUAUACAUGGGGAACGUGCGCCGGGAAUUCACGGCUUUAGAGCCCAUCAUCCACCAGCUCUUUUGAAUUUACCACCAUCCGGUGGUAGUGGUGGUGGCGGCUUCCAUGAGGGUUCGCCUCGAUUCCCCAAUAAACGUAAUAUGACAUACACAAAUCCCAACAUUUUGAAAAAACAACAGGCUGCCCUAGCUGCAGCCAAUACGGCAGUAGCAGCUGCAAAAGCUGCUGCCCAAAGUGCUGCUAGCGGUACCACAAACCCCAGCAUUUUAGGACAAGCUGCGGGAGCUGCCAGACCAGGUCAAAGUGCAGAUGAUAAACCGGAAGCUGGGGAAAUUGUGGGAGAAGCCGAGGAAAAACAAACGGCAGCCAGUAAUGCUGCUGAAGGUGCACCCGAACAAAGUGAGCAACCAAGCGGAGAGGCACCACCCGAAAAGGAAAAGAAAUCCGGGGAAUUAAGUGAAAUCAGUGACAGUGACGAUGACAUUUUGAAUAAGACCGAGAAGAAGGCAAAACUUGAUACUGACGAUUCCAAUUCACAAACAAAGACGGUAGACAAGGAAGCAACCGAGGAGAAAGGAGAAGAAGAGGAGAUUAUGGAUUUUGAAGAAAUUUCUGAUGGAGAGUUGGAAGAGGAAAGGGCUGCCAAGGGUGUUGGUGAUGCCUUGGGUGUGGACUGGUCAUCGCUGGUUGCAGAAACCAAACGUGAACCCACAUGCGCCACCACAACUGCCAAACAAAAAUGGCAACCACAUCGUAUUAUUUUGGACAUUGGAAUCUCCAUGCGUAUGGCUGGCGAAGAAUAUGCCAAGGAAUUACUGAACAAUGCCAAACAGCAAUUGGAAGAAGAAAUGAAAGAGAAAAGCAGCAGCAAUAUUAAAUCGGAAGUCAAAGAUGAGACAACCAUUAAAUCUGAAAUUAAAGAUGAAGUUUCAUCCUUGUCGACAUUAGAUGAAGAUUCCCAAACUGCAGUGGAAAAUGAUGACAACACCUCGGACAUUAAACCCAAAGAAGAGAAACCAGAUGUCAAGCCACCACCCACAGAGACCAUAAACAUUGAUAGUCUACCACCUUUGGCUUGUAUGCAGGUGGCUCAACGUAAACUCCAAAUGGAACGUAAUAAUUUAAUUGCCAACGCUUGUGGCCUAAAUAGUAGAGCACUGAGUGCCCGCCAAGAUCUUAAGUUACGCCGACAGUUAUGUGGCCUUCCAGCAAGGGAGUGUCCCAUUUCACGUAAUAUUCCCGUUACUAGUGACAAACUUAAAGCUAUGGCUUUAGCGGCUUUCCAGCGAACAUUAGAAGUUAAAUAA